Messenger RNA from Hibiscus syriacus, 3045 nucleotides. RefSeq lists its product as uncharacterized. The record is from RefSeq and is a predicted model, not a curated record. The transcript has 4 exons. Bases 1 to 3045 code for a protein of 1014 amino acids. NCBI's taxonomy places the organism in Eukaryota, Viridiplantae, Streptophyta, Magnoliopsida, Malvales, Malvaceae. Gene Ontology annotation, molecular function: aspartic-type endopeptidase activity. Gene Ontology annotation, biological process: proteolysis.
AUGACUCACAAUGAUCAGCCGCCGGUCAUUACUGCUGAUCCAGCAGAGUCUUAUGAGGUGGAGCCAGUUCCAAUUUGGUGGCUUACUCAACAGAGUACUUGGGAGCAGCGGAUGCAACUACUGGAGGCUACAACAACUGACACGAAGAACAUGCUUCAGCAACUAUUGGGGUUGAUGCAGAAGGCUGGGGCUGAAUCUGGGCAAUCUACUCCUGCAGAACGACCACAAGCACCAACAAUUCAGAUAAAGGAUGCAACUAAAGUGCCAUUACAAGUUACAGUCCUUGAUGAUAAGGAGAAAUACUCAUUUCAACCAGAACAACAGGGAAUCCUAGCAUCCAAGCCUACCUUGCCACAGGAUGUUUUUAAGAUGAAAACAACAGUAAAUACAACGGAGUCAGGGGAACAAUCUGUCAGUAAGGGUCAUCCAUUUAUGGAAAAAUAUUCCAGCAAUAACAACACUGGUAUGUUUCUUCCGAAACCAAAAAUAGAGCUCCAGUUCUUUGAUGGUACUAAUCCUAGGAGUUGGAUUAGGAAAUGUGAGAAAUAUUUUUCUAUAUUUGUUGUUCCUGAAUUACAGAAGUUAGAAAUAGCUGCCAUGUACUUUACUGGUAAGGCUGAAGUGUGGUUUGAUGGGUAUAUUAUGAAGAAAAGUCGAGUUACUUGGCAUGAGUUUGUUUCUGAUAUGUGUCAUCGAUUUGCUGAUAAAGGAUAUAUUGAUGUUAUUGAUGAAUUUAAUAAAUUGACUCAACUGUCCUCUGUGGAGGAGUAUGAAGCUCAGUUUGAGGAACUUCAACCUUACCUUCUUCAGAUUAAUCCUGAACUAGGAGAUGAGUAUUUUGUUUCCAGUUUUUUGAGUGGUCUUAAGGAGGAAUUGAAGCAUAAGGUGAAGGUUUUGGAACCCAAGACUGUAGCUGAAGCUGCUAGGAAAGCAAAACUCUAUGAGCUAGCAGCAGAAGUGGAAAGUAAAAAAUUCAGAAGUAUUUCCAGACCAAUGCUGCCAGGGAAUUUUACCAGUUCCAGGAAUUCUAAUCCUUCAGUAAGUUCACCUUUGAAAAACAGUUCAGGGCUCACUCCAAACAGACAGCAGCUACUGGAUUAUAGAAGGGCCAAUAAUUUAUGCUAUAAAUGUGGUGACAAGUUUACUCCAGGACAUCAUUGCAAAUUGAAGCAAUUGAAUUCUAUGGAAGAAGUGGAGGAGCAAGAGGAGGCUGAAGAAUUACAAGCAGCUCAAAAUAAUAUUAAUAAAAUACCAUCAGAAGAAAAAGAUCCUGAGAUUUCUAUGAAUGCAAUUACUGGCAGUUCAGGAAGUAGUACCUUGAGGAUUCAAGGAUUCAUAAAAGGGAAACCACUCAGUAUAUUAAUUGAUAGUGGCAGCACCCACAGUCUUGUCACUAAUAGGUGGGCUAAAGAAGGGCAGGAAUUGGAGGAAACUAAUCCCUUAGUUAUCACAGUAGCUAAUGGUGAUAAACUUUAUAGUACAUCAAAGAGUAAACAACUGAGUUGGGAGAUGCAAGAUUUUCUUUUUGCAUAUGAUUUUAGGGUUUUACCUCUUGGAGGCAGUGAUAUGGUGUUAGGAGUUGAUUGGAUGAAGAAAUAUAGUCCAGUAUUAAUGGAUUUUAACAAUAUGACUCUUAGUUUUAAAAUGGGUGACCAAGAGAUUGUAUUGAGGGGAGGAUUGCACACUACUGCAAUGAGGAUAAUUUCAAGCAACAAAAUGCAGAAAUUGAUGAUUAAGAAUCCUGAAGCAGUUGGGGAGAUCUAUAUGCUGAAUGCAGAGAUUGGUUAUAAUGAAAUUCCUCCUACAAUUCAAGCAGUAAUUGCUGAUUACAGAGAUGUAUUUGAGGAGCCUACUGGAAUGCCUCCAAUAAGGAAGCAUGAUCAUUCUAUUAUUCUAAAAUCAGGAAUUGAAGCAGUUAAUGUCAAACCUUAUAGAAUGCCUUAUCAUCAAAAAUCAGAGGUUGAGAAACAGGUGGCUGAAAUGUUGGCAGCAUCAAUUAUUCAAACUAGCAAAAGUCCAUUUGCUUCACCUUGCUUGUUAGUUAAAAAGAAGGAUGGUAGUUGGAGAAUGUGCAUUGAUUAUAGACAGUUAAAUGCUUUAACUGUUAAGAAUAAAUUUCCUAUACCUGUGGUGGAUGAUCUUUUGGAUGAAUUAGUUGGAGCUAAAUUUUUUUCUAAAUUGGAUUUACGAUCUGGAUACUGGCAGAUUCGGAUCAGGCCUGAAGACAUUCCAAAAACAGCCUUCAGGACACACCAUGGUCAUUUUGAAUUCAAGUUGAGAAUUGUGUUGGAAAUUCUAAGGCAGAAUAAGCUUUUUGCUAAGAGAACUAAAUGUUUCUUUGGCCAAUCAGAGGUGGAGUACCUUGGUUAUACUAUUUCUCCACAGGGAGUAGCUACAGAUUCUUCAAAAAUUCAAGCUAUUAAGGAAUGGUCCAUUCCAAGGAAUUUGAAAUCUUUGAGGGGUUUUUUGGGCCUUACUGGCUAUUACAGAAAAUUUAUUAGGAGUUAUGGAGAAAUCAAAACUGAUGCCAGUUCUAAGGGUAUAGGAGCAGUCUUGUCCCAAGAAGGCAGACCAAUUGCUUACCUCAGUAAGGCUUUGGGACCAAAGCAAAUUGAUUUGUCUAUCUAUGAGAAGGAGUAUAUAGCAAUAUUAAUGGCUAUUUCUAAAUGGAGACAUUAUCUUGAAGGGAGUCUAUUUGUUAUUAAAACAGAUCAUGAAUCUUUGAAACAUUUACAGUUUGAAGACAAAUCAGAAUUAAAUCAGUUAUCUGCUACAAUUGUUAUUCCUGCUUGGGUUCAAGAGGUGGAAAACAGUUAUGAGCAGGAUUCUUUGGCAAAGGAUUUCAUUCCUAAGUUGCUGCUUGAUAAUAAUUCUAUAGCAGACUGGUCCUAUGCUAAGGGUGUUCUGAGAUACAAAGGUAAAGUUUAUGUUGGUGAGACAGGUGGUCUAAGACAGCAGAUUCUUUCUAUACUUCAUGAUUCACCACAAGGUGGCCAUUCUGGGAUACAUGCUACUUAUUACAGGCUGAAGUUGUAUUUUUAUUGA